Trypanosoma grayi is the source of this 351-nucleotide messenger RNA. RefSeq lists its product as hypothetical. The coding region runs from base 1 to 351 and encodes 116 amino acids. The record is from RefSeq and is a predicted model, not a curated record. The transcript has a single exon. NCBI's taxonomy places the organism in Eukaryota, Euglenozoa, Kinetoplastea, Trypanosomatida, Trypanosomatidae.
AUGAGCGCGGGUCCUUUGAACGAUGGCAUCGUGCCGCGCGAUGCGUCCGCGCGCUCCUUUUCACGCUCUUCCUCCAGGGCGCUGUCGUCCAAGUCGAGCAGCAUCCUUCUGGCCGCGAACUCCUCACCCCUGGGCCGGCGGUUUGCGGGCAUGUCCGGCAACGGCUCACCGAUACGCGGUAGGCGCACGCCUGUGUGCUUCUUCUCCGAUAGCGACGUCGGGCUCUGCGGCUCUCCCGUCGACGAGCAGCAAGAAGAGUUCCGGCGCAUCGAGGAGUUGCUGCAGCGUAUGCGUGGCGGGAAGAACGACGCCAGCCGCACGGCGCCCGCGCCGUUCCAAGAAGUGACGUAG